Teleopsis dalmanni is the source of this 1701-nucleotide messenger RNA. Its product is annotated as tyrosine-protein phosphatase vhp-1. Gene Ontology annotation, molecular function: protein tyrosine/serine/threonine phosphatase activity. Gene Ontology annotation, cellular component: cytosol. The record is from RefSeq and is a predicted model, not a curated record. The transcript is spliced from 5 exons. Bases 346 to 1551 code for a protein of 401 amino acids. Gene Ontology annotation, biological process: protein dephosphorylation. NCBI's taxonomy places the organism in Eukaryota, Metazoa, Arthropoda, Insecta, Diptera, Diopsidae.
AUUUGUUUUGACUUCUUCCUUUGCGCACACUUCGCUGUACGAUUUUUGACAGUUCUUAUGACGUUUCAAUGACGUUUGGCGAAAAAUCAUUAUUUUUAGUCGAUUUUAAAUUCUUGUUUGUGUUCUUUAAUAUUAAUAUUUUUAAGUUUUACGUAGAAGAGUAUAUGCCUAAUAGUAAAAAAUGGCUUGUAGAAUUGGAUUUGGAAAGUGUUGCCUGGAUUAUACGUGGGAAAUUACAGGGACUCGAAGGACGUACAACAAUUGGAUAAAUUUCAAAUAACGCAUAUAGUAGCCAUACAUGACAGUCCUAGGCGAUUGCUGCCAGACAAACAUUAUUUGUGCGUCAUGGCGGCAGAUACACCGGAUCAGAAUUUGUCACAAUAUUUUUCAGUUUGUAAUGAUUUUAUACAUGCAGCACGUUUACGUGAAGGCAAUGUACUUAUACAUUGCUUGGCGGGCAUGUCUCGUUCGGUAACAGUUGCUGUUGCAUACAUAAUGACCGCAACAAAUUUAACUUGGAAGGAAGCUUUAAAAGUAGUUAGAGCUGGACGCGCGAUUGCAAAUCCAAAUACUGGUUUUCAAGCACAAUUAAAUGAAUUUGAAGCGUUUCGCUUGAUUGAGGAGAGGCGUCGUCUGCGUGAACGUUUUCCAUCACUGGCACUUGAACAAUUGGAUUAUAGCAAGUGUGUAGAUGCAUUAGAAUUACAUGAUACUUUGUUAAAAAAGAAGGACAUUUGUGAAGGAAAUUGUGCACGCAGUGAAAAAUGUCCAACAGGUGUUUGUAAUAUGGACCCCGCUAAAGGUCUUUUUCGACGUAGACCGUCCUCUGCAUCGACGCGUUCACGUCUACUAACACAAUCAUCUUCAACUACUUCUACCACCGCUGCUGGUUUAACUGGCUUAGCAGCCAGCGUACAAUCGUGUCCGACCUCACCGAAUCACUCACCGGCAAUACGACUUUCUCUGGGCGAACAAAAAAUACCUGAAGAUGAAGAAACUAAUUUAAGUCCAACGACUUCAACGGAAGCUGCAGCUUAUGCAGCAGCAAUAACUGCAUCAAAAAAUGAAAAACAAGAAAUGUUAGAAAACUCUCCAACAAGAUCACCACGUAUUCGAAGUGCUGGAUCUCGGUUAACUACAACAACGACCUCAAUAAAAACUGCAAAUACAACACGACAAAAUUCGGAAAAAACAAAUGGCAGCAGCUGUAUUACCAGUGAUGAACAAGGAGGUACACACUUACAACGUAGUGCUAGCACAAUUAGUGGUUUAGGUGUACGUCCACGCAGUAGCCCUGCUGGUUUGCAUUCAUAUACAGGUACGGUAGGCUCUGUUCCAUCAUCCGUCCAUGGUUCUCGUGUUGAUUUACGUGAUAGCGAUAAAGGUUCAGCUAUUUAUUUAGGCUGUACAGCACCACGCAAUUCUACACUUUCAUUGUCAUCUCGCGGUUCAUCUGGCAGCUCUGCACCUCCGUCUCCUGCUCGCACUCCACCAGUUAGUCCUAGAUCUGGUGUUAGAAGAUCGACAAGUUUAGUUAAGAAGCAAAGAUGAAACGAUUGGAUACGGAGCUGUGCGUAAAUGAUUAAUGCAUUUUCUUAAUUUCACAUUGAAAUUGAACGAUUUUUCAUUUUAAUUGAAAAUCCAUGUUGGAAAAACUUUGUCUGUUGUUUUUUUUUGUUGUUUUGAAUAGUCGCGAAUGAC